AUGAUGAUUGCGUUGACUGAAGUAAAUUCAUCGAGUACUUUUCAUCGUCCUACUACACAUAACAACCUUACCAGAGUAUCAAGAAAAUCCUCUGAUUUUGAACAUUCAUCAAUAAACAAGCCGAAAUUAUCCAAGGAAGAAAUUGAUAAAAUUGUUGAACGUUUAACAAAAUAUGAUGAAACCACAGGACCACCAGGAUCAAAUCGAGCGAAAAUGUAUUUAGGUUUUGGACGAUAUGAAUAUCCACAUAGAAAAUGUAUGAUUAAUCAAGGGAAAACCUUAGAUAAAACAGAAAUUGAUAAUUUAAUUGAACGAUUAAAAAAUGAAAAAUUUCCGAAAAUUUCAGAAACUAUUACUUAUUCAAACAAUUUAAAAUGUGAUACAAUUAAAUUACAAGAAAUUAUUGCACAUUUAACAGCUGAUAAUCAAACUAAACUACCUGUUGAAUCUACAUUAGCUAGAAUAGAUCUUGGUUUUAAUCGUUACGAUUUUGGUUGCUCAUCGGCUAGUCAAGCAAGACCAAUUAUGAAGAAAUUAAAUAAACAAGAAUUGUUCAAUGUUACUGAACGUUUAUCAAAAUAUGAUAUUAAUAAAUAUCCACCAGAAUCUAAAGGACAUAUGAAGAAAUGA
Messenger RNA from Schistosoma turkestanicum, 630 nucleotides. The record is from the annotation of a GenBank genome assembly. NCBI's taxonomy places the organism in Eukaryota, Metazoa, Platyhelminthes, Trematoda, Strigeidida, Schistosomatidae.